AUGAUAACAAUUAAGCUCUCUAAAAAGGAGUUGGAUAUCAAAAAUAUUGGGUACCAACUACCAUUACCAGCUGAUCAGGUGAAGGUGUCAACUAAGCUUGAGUAUAAAGGAGAUGGAUCUGCCGCUAGUCAAAGAAGAGGUCGAGGUGGCAGAGGGCGGAGGAUGUCAAGAGCCACAUCUGGAAAUGGUUUUGCAUCUACUGAGCAUGAGGAUGGAAGUUAUGGGUGGAAUCGCGGGUACCCCAGGGGUAGGGGGCGAGGCAGAGGUCGCAAUUUCCGUGGCCGUGGGAGGGGAGGGUACAAUGGUCCGCUGGUAGAAAUUCAGCGUGACAGUGAGGCUAUAAUCAGGAACCAUCAGUUCGAGGUCGUGGCUUCUCGUCUAAUGGCCAAUCCAUGCUACAGCUGGAGUUACUUAGUUCAAACUUGGAGCAAUGAGGACAUAAUCUUCUGUGAGCUUAGAUAA
Molecule: messenger RNA, 462 nt
Organism: Fraxinus pennsylvanica
Lineage: Eukaryota; Viridiplantae; Streptophyta; Magnoliopsida; Lamiales; Oleaceae
Source: the annotation of a GenBank genome assembly